Messenger RNA from Aphanomyces invadans, 1401 nucleotides. RefSeq lists its product as hypothetical. The transcript is spliced from 3 exons. Lineage: Eukaryota; Oomycota; Saprolegniomycetes; Saprolegniales; Verrucalvaceae. Bases 20 to 1351 code for a protein of 443 amino acids. Gene Ontology annotation, biological process: protein dephosphorylation. The record is from RefSeq and is a predicted model, not a curated record. Gene Ontology annotation, molecular function: protein tyrosine/serine/threonine phosphatase activity.
UUCACGCGCAACCCUGCCGAUGGGUCAACGGGCAUCGUCGCCGGCGGCGGUCUCUACCGAAGCGUUCGGUAUCGUACCGUCCGCACCACGAAAAAGCAUUGGAGGUGGCAGACGAAUCCAACAGUCUGCACAGGACGUCGACCCUCCGUCGCGCAAGGAGCGACUGGCGGUGUGCGCACCGCUGUUGUCUGAGAUUCGGUCAUGGCUAUUCGUCGCUGGUCACAGAGUUCAAUGGCCGCAGCAGCCGCAUUGCUUGGUCAAUUUGGCGUCCGAAGUACCAUUCGAACCCGUGAACCCACCACCAGCGAACAUUCGACAUGUAUUGACUUUGGCAUUGCGGGACGGCGCGACGCAAGAAAUCGUGCCAUUCCUUCCCCGUGUUUUGGAUGCAGUUCAAACGGCGAGAUCAGCAAAGGACAACAUUAUCGUGUUGUGCCAACAAGGCGUGAGUAGAUCGUGCGCAACCGCCAUUGCAAUCCUCAUGUGCCGGGAAUCUCUGUCGUACGAACAGGCAUUUGCCCAGGUGAAAGCAGCACGCGAUGUAUGCAGCCCAAACGCAGGGUUCAUCUGCCAACUCAUGGAACUGCAUGCCCAACGCCUAGACCCCGCCAAGCGACCUCAAGUGUUCCGAUAUGUGCCUCACGCACUGCACGACCUCACCACCAAGGUCCUCAAACCUUGCUGGUUCUCCCCGCACACUAGAAUCCAUGCCCCUCCUUCGCACGUCCAACGCCGAUCCAGCUGCAUUUACCUCUACCCUGUCGAUUCUUUGAUGGCGUAUCUGUGGCGCGGACAAGAUGCCAAGGAAGCCGAUGUGGCUUUAGCUACACAAGACUUUCACAAGUGGUAUCUCCACUUGUGGAGUGAACCAAACCUGCCGAACAUUGUAGUGCAGUGGGAGGGCCGAGAAAGCACGGCGUUCUUGGCUUGGAUACAGUCAUCAAGAUCGGAAGGCGCCAUCCUAGUCGACUAUGAUGAUGUGGCGUGGAGUACGCCUUCUCUUGUACACCAAGACGAGGACACAACGGCUUCGGCAGGUUCGUCACUGCAUCCGUUGCCCUCGAACGCGAAACCUCAAUUUCGGGUGAUGGAAUCCGUGGACGAUGAAUCGUGGGAGCUGUUGCGCGACUACGACAGCAGCGACCUGUUGCCGCAUCUCGUGGGUUGGUUACAUGUCCCCGGCGACUGCGAUUAUAUCUGGAUCGGGGACGCGUGCGACAGCAAUUGGACGGACGAGGACCUGGUGGAAAGGGUGCAGCGCGACGCUUCCGUCUCGGCCGGUCCUGUCAAAGUCGUUCGGGGCAAGGAGGAGUCGGACGAGUUUUGGACAGCAUUUGAACUAGGGUAUUGAUCAAGGUCACGUUUUGAUUGGUUAAAAUGUACUAUAUAAAACGGUAUGAU